Molecule: messenger RNA, 171 nt
Organism: Pneumocystis carinii B80
Lineage: Eukaryota; Fungi; Ascomycota; Pneumocystomycetes; Pneumocystales; Pneumocystaceae
Exons: 2
Coding region: 1-171 (56 amino acids)
Biological process (GO): protein secretion
Source: RefSeq, a predicted model, not a curated record
AUGGCUAUUAUUUUCAGGAAGAUUUAUUUUAUUUCAAAAUGGGGUGAUCCUAUUUUUGCUUUAAGUAUAGGUUGUUUAAGUUAUUUUUUAUAUGAACGAAAUCAUCCACAUCCUCCUGGAAAUUCAUUAAUAGAAUUAUUAAAGAGAAAAGUCUAUAUUUGGUUUUGUUAG